Molecule: messenger RNA, 4464 nt
Organism: Mytilus trossulus (common blue mussel)
Lineage: Eukaryota; Metazoa; Mollusca; Bivalvia; Mytilida; Mytilidae
Product: chitobiase-like
Exons: 11
Coding region: 174-2759 (861 amino acids)
Biological process (GO): carbohydrate metabolic process; glycosaminoglycan metabolic process
Cellular component (GO): membrane
Molecular function (GO): beta-N-acetylhexosaminidase activity; polysaccharide binding
Source: RefSeq, a predicted model, not a curated record
AAAGAUAACCUUUACUGGAUUAUUACAGAUAAGUUAAACAUAAACAAAUUCAACAUUUCUACCUGUUCAACUGUUCAACUGUUGUCCUGAAUUGACGUGUCGACAUGUUGUGUAAUCAAUAUAUAUGUAAUUCAAAGGAAGUAUGAUUAGAUGUACAUGUAUCCCAUAAGACCAUGUUUUCCUUGAGAAUGAAGAGAACCAUUAACUGGACCAGCAUGGGUUUUCUCCGGAAGUUGUUGAUAACUGUUCCUCUGGUAGUAGUGUGUAUACUUAUCUUCAGAACACAGUAUUUCAAAAUGAAAAGCACUGUAGACAGAAUUGGUGAUGAUAUAGAUUAUGAAACACCACAAGGGAAAAUAGACUAUAUUGCUCAAUAUCUAGAUGUCCGAUGGACUGUGAAACAAAACUUACAUACGUAUGCAAAACAUGUGCUAGUUUUCAAAAAUACUGGAACACACACUAUUGAAGAUAAAUUAUGGAAAAUAUAUUUUCAUCACAUUCGGAUUGUAGAACCGAAAAAUGACAUGAUUGACGAUCGAUAUCAACAUAAUAUUCUUCUUGGACAAUCAGGCUUGAGAGUUUCGCAUGUUUCCGGUCUGUUGUAUUACAUAUUUCCAGAUAAAUACCUAUACAAACCCUUGAAACCUUCCGAAGAGUUAUCGGUUCCGAUAAUGUCUUCCCAUUUCCAACUAUCUAAAACUGACUCAUUUCCAAACUGGUACGUUACCGGGCCUAAUCUAGCACCCCAAAUUAUAAAAAGUACCGAGGGAGAAGAAUUGGAAUUUGUUUCCUCAUUUAAUCACCCAGAUCAGUGGAAGAGAAGUAAAGAAGAUGAACACAAUCCGUAUACUGCGAAAGAUCGAUACAAUAUGAGUAAACACAGUUUUAAGGAUUUAGCUAAAACGAGGAAAACUAUCAUACCAACUCCAGAGGAAGUCCGUGUGUCGGAAAAGUCCGUUGUAUUUGAUGCUUCCGAAUGGGUUAUAUUGAGUUCUGUUGAUUUUCCAUCCGAAGUUCAGUUUCUAGCUGAUAAACUUGCGAUGAAAAUUGUACAGAAAACAGAUAAAGACAAAUUUAUUCAGUUUUCAAAAGGAUCGCCAACAUUCCAUAAACAUAUCCAAGAACAAAAUAAUGAAGCUUACGAACUGCGAGUCGAUGCAGAGUUACAGAAAAUAUCCAUCAUAUCACCUACAAGCCAUGGAGCCUUUAAUGGUUUACAGUCAUUACUUAGCUUGGUUGACGAAUCAGUCCAUUCCAAAGAGAAGUCUUUACAGGAUGUACAUAUAAAGGACCGACCAAGGUUUACAUAUAGAGGUCAUAUGGUUGACUUGUCCAGAAAUUUUCAUGGGAAAGAAACAAUAAUGGAAUUGCUGGAUAUAAUGGCUAUGUACAAACUAAAUAAAUUACAUCUUCAUUUGUCAGACGACGACGGGUGGAGAUUACAAAUUCCUCAGAUACCAGAACUGACAAAACUUGGUUCAAAUAGAUGUCACGACGAAAAAGAGACUAUAUGUCUGAUGCCGUCACUUGGUUCUGGACCUCAUAAAACUAGUCUCGGUUCUGGUUAUUAUACUGUCAAAGACUAUCAAGAAAUCCUAAAAUAUGCCAAUCGACGCCAUAUUCAAAUUAUACCGGAAAUUGAUAUGCCAAGUCACAUGCGCGCUGCACUUAAAUCGAUUACACUGCGUCAACAAAAUCGCAAAGAUGAAGGAGACUUGUAUAAAAUGACAGACAGUGAAGAUGGUAAUAACUAUCGGACUGCUCAAGGAUUCAACGACAACUCUGCGAACCCAUGUCGUCAGGGUCUGUAUAACUUUAUUGAUGUAGUCCUGGGAACACUCGUAUCCAUACACAAGGAUAUACAACCUUUGACCUUGUUUCACAUUGGAGGAGACGAAGUACCCGCGCGUGCGAUGAGAGAUAUGAAAUGUUCUGUAAAUCGAAAUGAUAUAAAGCAAUACUUCAUAGAGAAGAUUGUUGGCAAUACAAAAUUUAACGAAUUAUCGUAUGCUGUUUGGGAGGAUGGACUUCUGAAAAAUAAUACACCAUAUUCUUUAAAAAGUUUGGGUGUAAAAGAAAGAGAUCUGUAUGCCUUUGUAUGGACAGAACAUAAUAAAGCGUUGUUUAAAGUAGCAAAUGCAGGUUACAAGGUAGUCAAUUGCCGAGGAGCCUAUUUAUAUUUUGAUCAUCCGUAUGAACCAGAUCCAGAGGAAAGAGGCUUAUACUGGGCUACUAGAUACAUCAAUACUAAAAUGGUUUUUGGGUUUGACCCAUUGAAAGGAAAAGAAGGUUAUGGGUCCCUGGACAAACCAGAAAAUAUUGUAGGCAUGCAAUCUCAGCUGUGGACUGAAUUAAUCAGGACAAAGGAACAAUUUGACUAUAUGACAUACCCACGUCUACAAGCAAUGGCUGAGCGGGCAUGGCAUAGGGCAGAAUGGGAAACAACAGCGGAUCAGAUAGAGUUUGAAAGGGACUGGAUAAAGUUUGCCAACAGUCUUUCAUAUAGGGAACUCCCUAAAUUGGACAGAAUGCACGUGAAUUAUCGUCUACCCCCUCCAGGUGCAAUAAUCAAAGACGGAAUCUUGCAUGUAGCCUCUGUGUUCCCUGGACUUCCCAUAGAGUAUAGUGUAAAUACAGGAAGUCAGCCUCUAGUCUGGAACAGGUUAAAAGGAGGAGAACGAAUUACAGAAACAAUUAGUUUACGAACGUUGUCACCUGAUGGAAAACGUCACAGCAGAGAGGUCUAUGUUCGUCCAUAAGUUCUUGUGAAUGACAGGCGUUGGGUUACAAUACUAUAUAGGAACAAGAAAACAAAUAGUCUGGACAUAGGAAGAAUGGUUCAGGGAGCGUCUUCAGAGGAAAUGCUACUGAAAUUAAGGUGGUACCUAACACUACAGGGAGAUAACUCUGUAAAAUCAGCUAAACGUUUCAAUUACGUUGUGUUGUUAAGGGAAUAAUAAGCUUCUCAAUGAUCAAAAUUAGUGUUUAUCAAACCUCUAUAUAACCAGUGUAAUUUUUCUGAUAAAUUGGUUGGUUCAAAUGUUUUUAUUUUUUUAUAUUUUUAUUGUAGGGUUAGACUAAAUAUUUUGGUAAAAUUUUAUGAAAAUUAAACGAGCCAAUUAAGUUUUAGUCAAGGUGUUGGGUACCACCUUAAUCAUGUUCUUCAACAACGAAAAAUGCUUUCAGGUGCAAUCAAACAUUAAACAUAGCCGUAUGCACAUUGUUAUGAUCAUGAAUGUGAAACUAUUAUAGUGCUUUUACAUUUUCUACAAAUGAUAGUGAGGGUAAAUAUUGGAUGCUAAUAUGUAUGCUAUUUAUGUAAUGUAUGAUAAUAUGUAUGUUAGCGUGAAUGUAUGUUGAAUAUGUAUGUAUGUUAUGCAUGUAAUGUAUGUUACAAUGUAUGUGUGCUAUGCAUGUAAUGUAUGCUAAAAUGUAUGUUAUGCAUGUAAUAAAUGUUAAUAUGUAUGCUAUGCAAAAAGACAUGUUAUGUGUGUUAUCCUUUAUGUAUGUUGAUAUAUAUAUAUAUUUUAUGCAUGAAAUGCUUUUGAUAUGUACAAAUAUAUAUGCAUAUAAUGCAUGUUAUAUCGGUUAUUGGCAAGUUACUAUUUUGUUUCUAGAGUAAUAAGCACAUGUAUGUUUAUCAUGUAUAUUUAUGUGAUGCUAAAAAAAAUAUUUUCUUCAAAAUAUAAUGUGGAUAAUAUCUAGUGUAUUUUUUAUGCCCCACCUACGAUAGUAGAGGAGCAUUAUGUUUUCUGGUCUGUAUGUCCGUCUGUCUGUUCGUUCGUCGCACCGUACGUUCAUUCGUCCCGCUUCAGGUUAAAGUUUUUGGUCAAGGUAGUUUUUGAUGAAAUUGAAGUCCAAUAAACUUGAAACUUAGUACACAUGUGCCUUAUGAUAAUUAUUAUGAUGUUUCUAAUUUUAAUGCCAUAUAAGAGUUUCAUAUCCAACUAAGUUAGACAUCACGUGACUUUUGUGACGUAUAAUAGCCGCCAUUUUGUAUUAUAUUUCCCCAUAUAAAAUAAUAAAGUUGAAUUUUCUCAUAAACCUGAUCCGUUUUCUUACUUUUGCAAAUCAAUCCUUGACAUUCAAACAUAUUUCUAUCAAACACUGUUGGUCCUUACAGUUUAAUUUUUGAUUAAAUUCGGUCAAAUCGGAAUCGUAAAACAUGCACUUUUUCUCGUCAUUUCUCCGUUGACUCAAUGCUAAAUUACCGAUACCCAUGUCUACUUUUACAACAAAUAAAGAAAUUCUGUAAAUAAAACACAAACUUUGCAAAUCGAUUUAGUAUAUUCAAACAUAUAGCUGGCGAUGAAUACUACUUAAAACAGUUUAAUUUCAGGGCAAAAUCGGUCAAACAUCGAUUUAAAAAGGGAAUUUUCCGAGAUUUUUCAAAACGGCGGCUGGUGUAUCACAUGGAAAUGUUGCAUCAAAUUAAUUAUUUCUGUAGUAAAACUUUCCUAGAUU